Molecule: messenger RNA, 2036 nt
Organism: Dimorphilus gyrociliatus
Lineage: Eukaryota; Metazoa; Annelida; Polychaeta; Dinophilidae
Source: the annotation of a GenBank genome assembly
CAAAAUACAAAAUUUACACACUAUGAUUAAUGAUUAGACGGAGGCCGCUAGUGUUCACAUUUGCGAGCCUUCUUAGUAGAGUAGUUCAUUCUGAAAUAGCAAGAAUCAUGCUCAAACUAGCUGGCUUUGGAGCUCUUCUCGGUGUUCUUUGGGUCUACUUUGAUUUCUCUCUUUGUUGGGCCCUAGCUCUUACUUUUAUUGUCUAUCUACUCUCAGGAGGAUGGAAGUUUGUAAGAAUCGCAUGCCUUACUCUUCCAAGAGAUCUUCGAGCUCUGGUGGUACUAAUCAAAGCCAAAAGAAUCAUGAAGCGUUAUACAGCAGAACGCAAAGGUAUUCCAGAUAUCUUUAGAGAAAAUGUUAGAAAACACCCUAACAAAGUUGCUUACAUCGAAGUUGAUGGUAAAGAAUGGACAUAUCAAGAAGUUGAAGAUUAUUCCAAUCAAGUUGCAAACUACUUAUACAAAGAAGGUUACAGACAAGGAGAUACUAUUGCUUUAUUCAUGCUUAACCGACCCGAAUAUGUAUGCAUAUGGUUAGGAAUGGCGAAGAUUGGUGUAUUACCAGCCCUUAUUAAUAAUAAUUUAAGACUUAAAUCCUUAAGUCAUUGUAUUAAUAUUGUUAAUAGUAAAGGUGUAAUCUUUGAUGGAGAAAUCGGUGAUGCUAUCAGGGACAUUAAACCCGAUCUGGAGAAAUCUGUUAAAUUGUACGGUUGGGGUGAGAAAUAUGAUUCAUCGGUUGUUGAAUCUGUUCAUUUGGAUAAGGAAAUAUCAACAGUGUCAAAAUUACCUGCACCUAAAGAAUUUGUUACAGAUUUUAAUGGAAAACUUAUAUACAUAUAUACUUCGGGAACAACUGGCCUUCCAAAGGCAGCAGUUGUUAUUCAUUCCAGAUUCUUUUACAUGGCUUUUGGUUUGAACCGACUUCUCUCUAUGAGAAAGGAUGCCGUGACUUAUGAUACAUUACCACUUUAUCAUACAGCAGGUGGAAUCUUGGGAAUUGGCCAAGUAUUAGUAAAUGGAGCAACUACAGUAAUACGAAAGAAAUUUUCUGCAUCCCGUUUUUGGGAUGAUUGUGUCAAGUACAACUGUACUCAAGCUCAGUACAUUGGGGAAAUUUGUCGUUAUCUCUUAGCUCAGCCAUUUAGAUCAUCAGAAAAACGACAUAGGGUAUCCUUAGCUUUUGGAAAUGGCAUUAGGCCCCAAAUUUGGAGAGAAUUUAGUGAACGAUUCAACGUAGAGAGAAUCGGAGAAUUUUAUGGAGCGACUGAAGGAAAUGCCAAUAUCGCUAACACUGACAAUACCGUAGGAGCUAUUGGUUUUAUGUCUGUUGUUGCCCCAUUUGCCUACCCAGUAACCUUAAUUAAAGUUGAUCCCUACACUGGCGAACCAAUUCGUGAUCGCAAUGGAAUUUGUAUUCGUUGUAAACCAGGUGAAAGGGGAGAAAUGGUUGGAAAAAUUAUCAAAUCUGAUCCCCUAAGAAACUUUGACGGAUACGCCAAUAAAUCCGCCACUGAAAAGAAAAUUGCUAGAGAUGUCUUUACUAAAGGUGAUUUAGCGUUUUUGACUGGAGACGUUUUGGAAAUGGACGAAUUGGGUUAUGUAUUUUUCAAAGAUAGAACUGGUGACACAUUCAGGUGGAAAGGCGAAAAUGUCUCAACAGCAGAGGUUGAAGCAACAGUUAGUAAUAUUGUUAAACUUAAUGACGCCGUUGCAUACGGUGUUGAACUACCCGGACAAGAAGGAAGAGCUGGGAUGGUUGCCAUUGUAGACGAAAACAAUCAAUUGGAUUUGGUAAAAUUAUAUAAAGACUUGCAAAUAUCUUUGCCAGCUUAUGCAAGACCGUUAUUUAUAAGAAUUUUAAAGAACGUAGACACAACAGGAACGUUCAAAUUAAAGAAAACUGAGUACAGAAAAGAAGGAUACGAUCCGAACCAAACAAAAGAUCCUUUAUAUUACCUCGACGUUAAAUUAGGAGAGUAUAAACCUCUAGAUAAACAAGCCUAUGAAGAUAUUCUAAACCAAAAGAUCCGAUACUAA